Molecule: messenger RNA, 2330 nt
Organism: Electrophorus electricus (electric eel)
Lineage: Eukaryota; Metazoa; Chordata; Actinopteri; Gymnotiformes; Gymnotidae
Gene: prpsap2
Product: phosphoribosyl pyrophosphate synthetase-associated protein 2
Biological process (GO): 5-phosphoribose 1-diphosphate biosynthetic process; purine nucleotide biosynthetic process
Cellular component (GO): ribose phosphate diphosphokinase complex; cytoplasm
Molecular function (GO): ribose phosphate diphosphokinase activity; ATP binding; magnesium ion binding
Source: RefSeq, a predicted model, not a curated record
UGUUAAUAAUACAAAUAAUAAUAGGAAAAUAAUGAUGACAAUGAUAACAAAAAGAGGAAAAAGAGGAAGAAAAAGAAUUGGAUUAGACUGAUGACAUCAACAAUCGUUCAAGACUUUGCCCUAGCAUUUAUAUUUUGAAAAGUCGCGCAAUUGGCAGCCAUUUUUACAAGAACGAUUGUAUUGCUGUGGUUGUCACACUUUGGGUACUAGCUAGCAAGCGAUACAAAAUAAAGUAAAUUAGGCUGGAAGAAAGAACAAAAGAAUCAAACUGGAAGGGCUCAGCAGUGCCUGGGAGCCCAGGGAAUCACUGCCUGAGUCCCUCGAGGUAGUCAAGAAACAACUGGACAUGAACGCCACAAAAGGAGGCCUGGUCAUUUUCACGGCCAACUCCAACCCCUCCAGCAGAGAGCUGGGAAAAAGGAUCGCAGAACGCUUGGGUGUAGAGCUCGGCAAGGUGCAGGUCUAUCAGGAAGCUAACAGAGAAACACGGGUUCAGAUCCAGGAGUCUGUGCGUGGUAAAGAUGUCUUCAUCAUUCAGACUGUGUCCAAAGACGUUAAUACAACCAUCAUGGAACUACUUAUUAUGGUGUACGCAUGUAGGACCUCCUGUGCCCAGAACAUCAUUGGAGUCAUUCCCUACUUUCCUUACAGCAAACAGUGCAAGAUGAGAAAGAGAGGCUCGAUUGUCUCUAAGCUGCUGGCCUCCAUGAUGUGUAAAGCAGGUCUGACACAUCUCAUCACUAUGGAUUUGCACCAGAAGGAAAUCCAGGGUUUCUUCAACAUUCCAGUGGACAACCUGCGAGCAUCCCCAUUUCUCCUCCAAUACAUUCAGGAGGAGAUCCCUGACUACAGAAAUGCUGUAAUUGUAGCCAAGUCUCCAUCAUCAGCUAAAAGGGCCCAGUCUUUUGCUGAAAGACUUCGGCUGGGCAUCGCUGUGAUCCACGGUGAAGCCCAGGAUGCAGAGUCAGAUCUUGUGGAUGGACGGCAUUCCCCACCUACUGUGAAGAACGUUGCUGCCAUCCAUCCGAGCCUAGAGAUACCCUUGCUCAUCCCAAAAGAGAAGCCUCCAAUAACUGUGGUGGGAGAUGUUGGUGGUCGAAUUGCCAUUAUUGUGGAUGACAUCAUAGAUGAUGUGGAUAGUUUUCUGGCAGCGGCUGAGACGCUGAAGGAGCGAGGUGCCUACAAAAUCUUUGUCAUGGCCACUCACGGAAUUCUCUCCUCUGAUGCACCUCGUCUCAUAGAGGAGUCUGCUAUCGAUGAGGUAGUUGUCACGAACACUAUUCCACACGAGAUCCAGAAACUGCAGUGUUCUAAGAUCAAGACGGUCGAUAUCAGCAUGAUCCUGUCUGAGGCAAUUCGUCGCAUCCACAAUGGAGAGUCCAUGUCUUAUUUGUUUCGCAACAUAGGCAUGGAUGACUGACAGUCUGCUCAGCUGUUUCCCCAUCACUGCCAUCUGCAUAAUGUGCACAGAGAUCAUUAUUUCUCUUGUGUGUACAAUGUGGCCAAAAUUCAAAAAUGCAUUUUUCGUCACUGAUGAAUCUUAUUAUUUUUUUGGCUCAAUUUGUUGUUUGCUUACCACAUCACCAUGUGUGGUAUGUGCUCAGAGGCCAAAGAUCAGUCUUGUGCUCACUCUUUAAUAGCGCUGAAAUUAUGGAAAAAGAUCAUCGUUCUGCUGAUCUUGACUUGUCCGUUGCUCAUUUGUAAUGAUUUUAAGGAAAGAAAAGACUGGAUUUGAUUGUUAUUGGAUUGGAAUGCUGGAUUGAUACACCUUCGAACAGAUGAGCUGAGGGAAGAGUGUAAUCGAUGGGAGAGGUUCUUGGCUCUGAGAGGCUGAAGUCCUUCGUGGCCAACAAUAACAGACAACAAUACCUUAGUCAUGCUUUAGCUCUAUGCCAUAAUACAGUAUACCUGUGCCAUUGUCUCAAGCCUUGUGUAAAGUGCCACUAGACAAUAAUGUAAUUUGGUGAGUGCUAGACAGCACAUAUGUUAGACUGAAUGAAAGUUAAAUGAGUUUUUAAAUGUAGCAUUGUAUUGCUGCUUAAGCUAGACUUAGAGGCACAUAGUAAUGUAUGCAGCUAAAUGUCUAUCAUGCUAAAGUGUUUGACUAGUCCUUUGACUUCUGGAAGCUGAUGUUUUUGCCAGUAAGGGGACCACAGGAGCACUCUUGCUUCAUAACCCAGCGGUCAACAUUAUGCUUUGUCUUGCUUAAGAAUGUGAAUUUUCUUUAAUUUUCUGGUCAGUUGCAGAAUUUUUGUUAUGGUACUAAUCCUCCAGAAUUCUAUUUAUUCACCGCACUCUGUGAUGAAGAAUAAAUCAAAAGGAUGUCACAA